GCAUAAUACCCUUUGGUUUGUUGCAUUGUCCCAUGCCGGGACACCAUCUUCUUCCGGCACCACCUUAUCAUCAUCAUCUUCUUCUUUUUUGAAACUAUUUUCCUUUCAAUUUCAUCUCUUUCCUCUUCCCAGCAUUUCAAUUUUUACAAGUUUCAGAGAUGGUACGUGGUGCAAAUGAAAAAUUGAAUGCUAAAGAAAAUAAGAAGAUCCUUAAUGAUGAAGAGGGAAGAGCACAUACAAUGAAAGAGAAAGGAGUGAAAUUAUUAAAAAAAUCAAAAUAUCAACUUGUAGAUUAUAAAUCAUUGCCAACUUAUUUAAAGGACAAUGAAUUCAUAUUGGACUAUUAUCGAUCAGAGUGGCCAUUGAAGCAGAUUUUCCUCAGCAUUUUCUCAAUUCACAAUGAGACACUUAAUGUUUGGACGCAUUUGAUUGGGUUCUUCCUUUUUCUCUUUCUCACCGUUUGCACGGCCAUGAAAGCUCCAAUGGUCAUGGAUUCCCUUCAACAUUUGCCUGAAAUCAUAGGAAAAGCUGACUUGAACAAGAUUCAUGCAGAGUUAUUAAAGUGUCUGCCUUCACUCCCGAGUAUUCCUGAUCUCGAUAAAGUUAAAAACGAGUUAAUGACAGCUCUUCGUUCUCUUGACUUUUCCACAUUAUCAGGCUGGAAUAUUAUGGAGCAUCUCACCAGUUGCUUGCAUGACAAGUUUUCUAUAAAGGGUUUGAAAGAUGAAAAAAUGGACUUUCUAUCUCCUUCAAUAGUCCAACCAAUUACACGGUGGCCGUUUUAUGCCUUCUUAGCUGGAGCUAUGUUCUGUUUAUUAGCCAGCAGCACGUGUCAUCUCCUAGCUUGUCACUCGCAACGCCUUUCCUACAUUUUGCUCAGAAUUGACUAUGCUGGAAUUGCUGUACUAAUUGCAACUUCAUUUUAUCCUCCUGUAUAUUACUCAUUCAUGUGCAACCCUUUCUUUUGUUACCUCUACUUAGGCUUCAUAACAUUGAUGGGAGUUGCUACUAUUGUUUUCUCUCUUCUCCCGUUUUUCCAAAAAUCCGAGUUCAGAAAGUACCGCGCUUCGCUGUUCUUUCUGAUGGGAUUUUCGGGCAUUGCGCCUAUAAUGCAUAAAUUGAUAUUGUAUAGGCAUGAACCCGAGGCGCUUCAAACUACAGGCUAUGAAGUACUAAUGGGAGUUCUUUAUGGUUUGGGAGCUGCAAUUUAUGUCGCGAGGAUACCGGAGAGGUGGAUGCCGGGAAAGUUUGAUAUUGCUGGUCAUAGUCACCAACUUUUUCAUGUCUUUGUUGUGGCGGGGGCUUACACGCAUUAUCUCGACGGGUUAAUUUACCUUAGAUGGAGAGAUUUGAAAGGUUGUUAGUUUUGUAGUGAGUUUGUUGUGUUUUAGGUACUUAAUUUGUUGUUCAAAACUUAGAUAUAUAUUGGAUGAAAGAUGAAGAAAGUUUUUGUGUAUGUAUAGUAAAAAUCUUCUUGUUCUUUUUUGUGUUAGAUUUAUGAGUUUUUAAGUAAAGAGGUAAGGCUGAGAGAAUACAUUGAUUUUCUGUGGUGCCCCAAGUAUGCAGUAUAUUACAUGUAUUCAUUUAUAUAUAAUAUAUUCAACUUCUGAGGA
This is a messenger RNA of Vicia villosa (hairy vetch), 1613 nucleotides long. RefSeq names its product heptahelical transmembrane protein 4-like. The transcript has 4 exons. The record is from RefSeq and is a predicted model, not a curated record. Bases 159 to 1364 code for a protein of 401 amino acids. NCBI's taxonomy places the organism in Eukaryota, Viridiplantae, Streptophyta, Magnoliopsida, Fabales, Fabaceae. Gene Ontology annotation, molecular function: signaling receptor activity. Gene Ontology annotation, cellular component: membrane.